CGCCUCUCGGCUCGAGACAUGGCAACUGCGCACGGCGAUGAUCCAUGUGACAGAGAAAGAACGUGACAAAAGGUGGCAGAGAGUGACGCCGCCAAGAUCGGAGCGAGUAUUUGCCCGGGCCAGCCGGGUGUCGGGUGUGCUCUGCGUGUACGAUACCUCUCUCUUUCUCCUUCUCCCGUUCUCCUCCUCUCGUCUGAUCACUCCCUCUCCCUCUCCCUCUCCCUGUGCUACCCCCACCCUUCCGCUCUUUCAUUCUGUCUCUUUCUCGCGUGCGCGAUACUCAGCUCCGUUCUGGCGUCGACGCGAAAGAUUGGCCAUUCGCGGUGGGUAGCAGUAACGGAUACAACGACGGCAGUAGUAACGUCAACGGCAUCGGUAGAAGAAUUAGCUACGACGAUAAGAACGACAUCGACAACGGCGGUGGUGGAGGAGGAGGCGGCGGCGGCGGCGGCGGCGGCGGCGGAGGCGGCGGCGGCGGCGGAAGCAACUAACAACAACGACGGAAGGAAAGAAAGAAAAAGGAGUAGUGGCGACAACGACGACGAUUCGUAGGUCGCGCAAAGGCGCGAUACCGAUCCUUGGGACGGUAUCGUAAGGAGGAAGGACGGUAUCGUCGCGAGCCGAAGCAACGUUAUCGAGAGGACGAUCGAAUCGUCAAGAAUGAGCCUGGAAACGUUGCUGGAAGCGGCGCGCUUCGUCGAGCAGCAGGAGAAGAAGAGGGAGCGCGUCGCGAGCAGUUCCUCCUCCUCCUCCGAUCACCCGCUCGCCGUCGCUCCCCACUCUAACCAUCACAAUUCUACCGAGCCACGUGGUGUCAAAUUGAAAAGGGAUCGUGCCGAGCCAGAUGAAUUUCUUUGCGAAGAAAAAAUGCUCAUCAUCGAUGGUACUUCGGGGGCGGAUUCGAGGAACGACGACGACGACGACGACGACGACGACGACGACGACGACGACGACGACGACGACGACGACGACGACGAUGGCGACGGCGACGGCGACGACGACGACGACGACGAUGCGGACAAAGACGAGAAAGACGGCAAUGACGUUGUCGUCGAAAGUAAAGAGAGCAAUAACAAUGUCAGCGGUCUCAGGAACGCGAAUAAUCUCUCAUCGACGCAGGUCGUCGGUAUAAUCGAUGUAGUCGUCAAGGACGAACCUAUACGUAACUGGAUGUGCCCUCCGCCCAAGAAAAAAUGGAUACGACACUAUUUCCUCGAGGAGGAGCCGUUGGAAAAUACCAGAACAAAUGGGAAUCAUACGAGCGUUUCUGCCCGAGGGAGUCCGGUGAUCGCAAAUUCCCGCGCCACGCCGCCGGUCGCGAACGUCAAUCUCACCAGUCACGUAAAUGCUCUUCAUUCUGCCUCUCAUCAUCAUCAUCACCAUCAUCAUCACCAUCAUCACCAUCAUCAUCAUCAACAGCAGCAGCAGCAACAACAACAACAACAACAACAACAGCAGCAACAACAAAUACAACAGCAACAACAGCAAUCACCGGCGCCACCACCGGCGCCGCAGUAUCAACAGCAACAACUUCAUCAUCAUCAUCAUCAUCAUCAGAAUAAUCAUAACACGACGCAAAAUCAUUACUUGGAGAAUCACAAUUCGAAUCACUCGCAGCAAAGCGUCGGCAAUCUCGUCGUUGACGUGGAAACUGGUCACGACAAUAAGAAACACAGAAAUGGGCCGUGCGUGAUUCGAUCUGGUACAAGAGAGGUACACAACAAGUUGGAGAAAAAUCGAAGAGCGCAUCUAAAGGAAUGUUUCGAGCUGCUCAAGAGACAGUUACCGUCGCAAGAUGAAAAAAAGUCGUCGAAUCUUUCUAUUUUACACGCGGCCAUCAGACAUAUACAGGCGCUGAGAAGAAAAGAGCGCGAGUACGAACACGAGAUGGAAAGGCUGGCGAGAGAAAAGAUUGCGGCGCAACAGAGGCUGGUCGCUUUGAAGAAGGAGCUCGCGGCAACGUGGGAUCACAUCGACUUCAAUACUCUACUGCCAGAACAGAAUUCGUCCACGGAAGCUGCGGCAACGAAAAAUGUUCCAGAAAGCAUGGAAUUCGAGGUGGCCGGUCUUGCGCGCGGCGGCACCAGAUACAGCAGUACGAGCAGUCUUAGCAGCGCUGCGACGGCUAGCUCGCCGCAAGCGCUUCAAACAACGAACACGAGUUCCAAUAUCCACAAUCAAGUAGCUACGGCCGCCGUAGUCUGUCAAACGCAGGGAUUGAAUCUUGCUCAAAGUUCGAGGGAAAGUCCACCGGCGAGCUCGAGUCCUGGCGUGGGACCCGCAGGGACGCCUACCAUUCCUACUCCGGCCCAGGAGAAAGUGGCGACGUCGCCCACGAAUUUGGUGCAACAGUCUCAUCUGCAUCUACCGAUAAGCGCCCAAAUGUUAAACACGGGUCAAGGACUGGCGACGAUCGUGCCGACCCUUUCGCAUAUCGGCCCUGGUCUCAGGGUGAUACCCGGCGACACCAGGCAGUUGCUCGUUACGCAUGCCGCCGCCGCUGCCGCCGCCGCAGCCGCAGCCGCCGGUGCUAACAAUGAAUCCCGGCCGCUCACGUUGGCCGUGCAAAAUUCUUCGGAUCAAUCGAGACCGCUGAUUGCCGUGCAAUCCAACACUGGAAGCGAGCCAAGGCCCGUGGCGCUGGUCGUUCACUCGUCCACGGCUAACGACAAUCGUGUGACGUUCGUGCAUUCUAAUCUGUCGAACAACGAUAGACCGUUGGCUCUCGCAGUGCAAUCGUCCGCGAGCGACGUCAGACCCGUUACGUUCGUACAUUCUGGAAACGAAGGAAGACCGUUGGUUCUUACCGCUCACUCUCCCGCUUUAAACGUCUCCAAUGCCCAAACGAGAAUCAGAACGGGGGAGACGACGCAAACCGCGCAUAAGAUGGUCGGAGGGGUGACGCUGGUCGGUGGAAACGGUUCGGAGCUAACCAGACUUCCCGGUGGCGCAGAAUUGAACAUUCUCCCCGCAAACGGAUUGACCUUGAGCCACGCGGGAGUCUCGCUCCAAACAACGACGGGAAAGGCGGGUUCGACAGUGAUGCAAAAUGCUCCGUCCACAGAAAGUAUAGCUCACAUAGUCGGCCAACAUACUCCUCUUUCCGGUCUGACGCCGAUAGUCACGCCGAUGACCGUGGUCUCUCAAGGGAAUCAAGUGACCGCUCACAUUCUGGCACCGUCGAGUCUUGCGGGAAAAAUGAUUACCACUCCCAUUCUCAAGUCCGUGGGACAAAUGCCGCUCGUAAAUGCUCAGUACCUUAAUACCACGACAUUGGUCAAGCCGGUGGUCGUCGUCAGUUCUCCAUCGAAUUCCACUUCACCGUCUACGACGACGGCGUCUAUCACGCAACCUUCCUCGACCUCGCAUUCAACCGUCUGACAGAAUCAAAGGAAGAUCAAGUUAGUUUGAGGAAAGGUUACUUUACAUUGGACACCGAUGCGCGCGACUCACUUCCAUCGCCCUUUUGUCCUGUUCCUGUACGUUCGCUGGCACUUGUAACGCGUUUGUCCCGUUCGCGGUAUUCCUUAGCAUCUAUCGGUCGAAGUGACGGCUAUUGCGACUACGAUUUCAAUCGAAACGAUAAAGCGAUCGUAGUAGAGCUACGUGGGUUCUACGAGUCUUGAGAAAAUAAUAUUUUGCGCUUCGAUCCUAUAUCAUUGACAUCGAACGAGUUUGUCUAUUUUCCAUCUUUACUUACGUUUCUUUCGUUUUCUUUUUCUUCCUUUUCUUU
Messenger RNA from Vespula pensylvanica (western yellowjacket), 3733 nucleotides. Its product is annotated as max-binding protein MNT-like. Gene Ontology annotation, molecular function: DNA-binding transcription factor activity, RNA polymerase II-specific; protein dimerization activity; RNA polymerase II cis-regulatory region sequence-specific DNA binding. Lineage: Eukaryota; Metazoa; Arthropoda; Insecta; Hymenoptera; Vespidae. The transcript is spliced from 11 exons. The record is from RefSeq and is a predicted model, not a curated record. The coding region runs from base 661 to 3381 and encodes 906 amino acids. Gene Ontology annotation, biological process: regulation of transcription by RNA polymerase II.